UACGCACCCAAAUUUUCCACUCCGAUUCUGCUCUCUGGAAGCAUAGCACCAUGCAGCACCUGAACGGGCACUUGCCCAAUCCAAUGGCGGCGAGCUUCCCUUUUGGCGUUACUCUUUCCCCCUGCUUCGCUCCACAAGCCAUGGCCUUUGCAACCACACCAAACGCGGUAGCCCCAACACUACCCAUCCCACUACCUGGUCAGCAGCAAGUUGGUUCUGCCAACCAACGAGGGACUUUAGGAUCCCGGAGCGGUGUCUGCGCAGCGAAGCACAUGGAAGCGGAACAAAGACGUCGAGCCAGAAUCUCUGACAGCAUUGACGCACUUAAACGACUAGUUCCGCACCAGGGGCGGACCAACACGGCAGCCUUCUUAGCGGAGGUGUAUGACUACAUCGAAUCCCUGCACUCGCGCAUUCGACGCAUCGAGGACUCUACAAACUCCACAGAGCAGCCCUCCGUUCCCGCCGCUGGAGCCAACGCAGCCGACAGCGUCACUGCGCCGCCGCAAACAGCAGUGGCUCCCAACCUUGAUGACGAGCCCGCAGCGGAGGAGGCGGACGGGGGAAUGGUGGGACGGGCUCAAGGCGUGGGAGGCGUCUUCCGCGCCGGGCAAGAGGACGAGGAACAAGCUCAUUGUGACGUCGACGACCAGCACCGCGAGGGCUUCGAUCUGAACAUGAUAGCCGUGGAAGGGACGGCCCGAGAGGGCGGCGAGCCCGUGGACGCUAGCGCCGCUGGCUUAAAGACCGUCAUCGCCGCAGGGUUAGCAGGGACGAAGCGGCGACGAGGCAGCGAUUCUUGUACCGCGAAGGCCGCGCCUGGCGAAUGUGGACAAGACCAAACCGCCGGCACGCCGUGGUGGCUACGUGACAACGCGCUCAAGGCGAAUACGGACGAUGCUCGGCGGCAAGGUGGUGAAGCGGCCGCUGUCACAGUGCAGAGGCAACAGGUGGACGGCGACGGGUGGACGGACGAGCUGCCUCAACUCGCUCCUUCCCCCGAGCAUCCGCGCCAGCAACCGGAGCAUCAGCAGAGCAACGAUGGCGUGUCCGCGACCUCGCACCCUUCAACAGCACCUCUGCCGCUUGCCGCUCCACUCUCCGCGUCCACGUCUCCUUCUUGCUCCGCUGGUGGCUCUGCUGCGCGGGCUGCCUCCCCCAAGCCUCGCCGACGGGGUCCUGCGCCAGGCAAGGGUCGUCGCGGGCGGGCAGCGCUGGGCGCGUGUGCGCGGACAGAGAUAACGCCGUCGCCGCUGAACAGCACUGGAGGCAAUGGCUGCGCGGUGGAGGAGACGGAAGAUGCGGCGAAACGGAACGCAGCUGGUGCUCAUGCGGGCGCCGCAGAGACCACCCAGCCUCGGGAAAAUGGCGACGGCGAUGGAGACGGUGAACUGGACGCUGCGGUGGAGGCGGCAUCGGUGCUGGCGAUGGUGGGGUCGUCAUGGUGUGAUGCUAGCCAGCCCAACAACACACACACCCCCGCCGCUGCUCCAGCUGACGCUCCCAUGCUUGCCGCCGCUGCGGCUCCCGUUGCUCGAGUCGCUGGACCUGCCAACCAACGACAGGCGCCACUGAAGCCAAAGCAACGACAUCUUCAAUCAGCUCGUCUACAGCCACUAGCUGCUGCCCCAGCUUCCACAGUUGCAACAUUGCCGUUUGGUCUCUCGUCCUUCUCAAUGCAGCUUCCCAUGUUCACCACCAUGCAACCCGCUGCACUGCCUGCUGUCCAGCAUCCUUCAUUAGCUUCUGCGGCAGCAGCGGCUGCAGAUGCAGCAGCUGUGGCGCAGCAGUGGGGAAUGGCAGCUGCUGCCGCCCAUAUCCAAGCGCAGGCAGCAGCGCAAGCUCAUGCCCAGGUGCAAGCGCUCAUGCAAGCAGUGGCUGCGUCAGGAGGCGCUUCCCCAAAUAACGGUGGUGCCCUGCUCCCCGUCACGCUGCCUUCAGCAUCUCCCACAUCGUCGCCUGCCCUUGUAUCCGAAGUGGCUCCUUUGGCUAAUGGGGGCGAAGCUGCAAACCCUGCUGCAGUGCCAGCCUUGGAUUCUGUUGCUGGAAACCCCACCAGGCAGGAGGAAGAGGCUGGGAGGAAAAGAAGACGGCGAGCUGGAGGGCAGGCAAAGGCUGUUUAACAGCUUGUAUGUGUGAAGUUCCUUGCAUGCUGACUAUUGAAAUAGCUGUGCCAAACAUGCAGCCUCUGCCUGGGUUUAUAGUACUAGUUGAAUCCACUCUACUUGCCUAAUGAUCUAUAAAAUAAUGUGUCCAUC
This is a messenger RNA of Closterium sp. NIES-67, 2258 nucleotides long. Lineage: Eukaryota; Viridiplantae; Streptophyta; Zygnematophyceae; Desmidiales; Closteriaceae. The record is from the annotation of a GenBank genome assembly.